AUGCAAUAUGAACCAAUCAGUGAACACAAGCUCAGGCAUUCGCUUUUCGGCAAUGUCACGUCGAAGGUUAAGGAGCACAAGAAAUAUUUAGUUCACUUAGCCAGUCUGGACAAUAGUUACUCAUGUAAUUUCAAAGCAUUUGACGAAGAAGAAAUAUGCGCGGAAAUUCCACUGUGGGAGAAGCAGCCGUGGAUGGACGAAUUGACGGAGCUAGGCGUACAACUCUCCGACGGACCGAGUAAAUGUGAGCACGCUGCGCCAGUUAGAGUUCUCAUCGGAGCGGACAUAGCGGGAAAACUGACGACUAGUCGCACGGUGCAGUUGAAGUGUGGUUUGUCAGCGAUCGAGACAUCUCUUGGCUGGACAUUGAUGGGUCAAGUUUCUAAACCUAUUGCUAGUGAUAUUGCUGGGCAGGUUAUUUCUAUGUUUCAGCGUGAAGCCUGUGUAUCUGAUCUCUGGGAGCUAGAUGUGAUCGGUAUUAACGACCAAAUUAAAGAGAAGUCUCGCAAAGAUCUUGACGACGAGGUUAUGCAGCGUUUCGAGGAAACAGUCACCGUCAAUAAGGAAGGACGAUAUGAAGUGUGUCUUCCGUGGAUAGAGACACAUCCUGUUCUACCCGACAACAAGGAGUUAGCUGAGAGGAGGCUCAUUACGACCGCGAGGAAACUGAGAUCUUCCAUGAUGUACGAGGAAUACGACCGAGUCUUUCAAGAUUGGUUGACGGAAGGAAUUAUCGAAGUGGUACCCGACCAUGAAGUCGACAAGGAAGCACACUAUUUGCCUCACAGGGGCGUCGUUAAAGAAAAUAGUACCACUCCGCUGCGUCCGGUAUUCGAUGCGUCCGCAAAAUGUAAAAACUUUCCAUCACUUAAUGAAUGUUUAGAAAAGGGGCCCAAUUUGAUUGAGCUUAUUUCCACUAUUUUAAUGCGUUUUCGUAGGGAAAGAAUCGGUGUCGUGAGUGACAUCAGAAAAGCAUUUUUGCAAAUAUGUUUAACUGAAAAGGAUCGAGAUUCAUUAAGAUUCCUAUGGUAUGAUGAACUGGGAAAUAUAAUAACUUACCGACAUGUUCGCGUAGUUUUUGGCGUGUCGUGUAGCCCUUUCCUUUUAGGGGCGGUGAUCGACCAUCAUUUGAAACGACUGUUUACAGACGAAAAAAUGAAAUUUAGGUUUAAAAAUCCAGAGAAAAAUCUCCCUAAGUUGAUGGAAAGCUUUUACGUAGACAACUGUGUUACUAGUUUGAGCACAAUGACCGAGGUCGAGCAAUUCAGGUAUGAUGCGAGUCUUGCUAUGAGUGAGGGAGCAUUUGAACUUCGAGGAUGGGAAAAUUCUGGUUCGAAAACGGAAGGGAGAGAUAUAUCGGUAUUAGGCCUGAUGUGGGAUAAGGAGGAAGAUACCCUGCGACUAGUGGUUCCUUCGAUUGAGGGGAUCAUGAACGAGAAAAUUACGAAACGGCUUAUACUCUCUUAUUCCCAUCGCGUGUUUGAUCCGAUUGGUUUUGUAUGCCCUGUGAUGAUUACUCCCAAGCUUUUACUGCAACGAAUCUGGGUUUCUAAAAUCAGGUGGGAUGGCGAGGUUGAUGACAAGAUUCGGGACGAGUUUAAGAAAUGGUUAAGCAAUCUGUCUGAAUUGAACGAUCUUCGGUUCCCGCGCUGGAUGUUUGUCUCACCAAUGCGCGAGACUAACAUAACGUUUCAUGUAUUUUGCGAUGCCAGUAAAAAGGCGUAUGCUGCGAUAAUCUUUACCCGCAUGGAAUGUGCUUCCGAAGUCAAUAUUUCAUUUGUUACGGCGAAGGCUAGGGUGGCUCCAGUUGCUUCCAUGACGAUUCCUCGCCUUGAACUUUUGGCAGCCUGCAUGGGUGCCAGACUAGCGCGUUCUACUUUGAAUUCCCUUAAAAUGGUCGAUAAGAGAAUUACGUAUUGGAGUGAUUCUAGCACAGUAGUGUUCUGGGUCCAACACAAUUGUCCUUGGGCCCCUUUUGUGGCCAAUCGGGUCAGAGAGAUCAGAGGUUUGUCGAGUCAUGGAGAAUGGAGACACAUUCCGGGGGACUUAAACCCAGCGGAUUUGCCGUCAUGUGGCUGUACGCUCGGUAUGCUCCGUAGUGUGAAUUGGUGGAGCGGUCCGGACUACUCCGGACUGGCUAAGGGGUAA
Molecule: messenger RNA, 2148 nt
Organism: Vollenhovia emeryi
Lineage: Eukaryota; Metazoa; Arthropoda; Insecta; Hymenoptera; Formicidae
Exons: 1
Coding region: 1-2148 (715 amino acids)
Source: RefSeq, a predicted model, not a curated record